This is a messenger RNA of Mya arenaria, 2846 nucleotides long. RefSeq lists its product as uncharacterized. The coding region runs from base 153 to 740 and encodes 195 amino acids. The record is from RefSeq and is a predicted model, not a curated record. Lineage: Eukaryota; Metazoa; Mollusca; Bivalvia; Myida; Myidae. The transcript has 4 exons.
GAAUAUGUUUGGUUUGGAUACAAAGCAAUCAUGGCUAACACAUGUAUGACGUAUGGUGUUGCGAAAUGAUACAUACAUGUGGUUCAACUUUGGAAACUCUUGAAGUGGAAUUCAGGUCCGAUUCAGGGAAGAGAGCAUACUAGCCAGGUGACAUGGCGGAUGAGCGGGUCUGCAAACAGUUUAUGAAGGCGUGCAAGCUCUCUGGAAGUGAGGACGCCACCACUAUGACGCGCAUGUGUAGCCGGAACAUCCGGCGAUUCUUCUGGGAUGACGUGGCUGAUUUGGAGGGCGUGGACAUGCGCCACUGCGAGGAAAAGGUUUUCAAGAAUCUCAUGAACAAAAAACAUCAACACAUUAGGGUGGACCCUGCUCAUGUUGACGCUUACAUCACAAACCUCGCCCACGAAAUCACGAAGAUCAAGAGGGGCGAUACAAAACUACCCAGGGACGAUCCAAGAGUUACCGUUACCAAGGAGUUGUUGGAAAACAUCGUCCGCAAUACAAAAGUAAUGCUGACAGGAACCAUUGAGAAGCCUAACGAUGGUCGAGAUCCCGUGCAAGGGAAGGGUGGGAAACCGGGGGCGAAGCUGCACGAGAAAGCGGAGCCGAACCGAACGAUGGAGAACAUGAACUACCGCUUUAGGCGGCCUGACCUUCCCAAGGGCAUGAAACACGUAUUUGACUUGAGACAUGGGAAGCCUAUUGUGAUUGCGAAGCGGGACUACGGGAACCUGUCAUAGGCCUCUUGCAAUGCCACUUUCUGCUGGAACUUUAAGAUGAUAUAAAGGUGUUUAUAUCGAUUUUUGUACACGAUUUCCAAAUACUUUGGACAAACAUUGUUUAUGAAAAGUGUGCGUUGGACGUGCUCACUUAUCGAAGUUGUAAAGGCAUAGCAAACUGAAACUGGUUUUAUUUUUUCUAUAUAUGUUAUGGCAUUUUAAUAAAUGCCCGUUUUUCAUUCAAACGGUGUUUGUUUUCCUUCAAUCCAUACUAGUUCGACUUCCCUGUACAUAACGUAACUUUGACCUUGGACAAUUACAUAAAUUUGUACGUAGUUCUCACUUUUAGUUACACUUUGUGAAGCUCCAAUGGAACCUUUUUAUUUCUCAACUUAUUUUUAAAUCAAACUAUUGAUUACAUUUAUCCAUUUACAACUAAAAUAAAUCCGUACAAAACAACCCAUAAGGGUUCUAAUCAGAAUAUCAGUCAAUGAAAAAGUGCAGCUAAUAUCUGAGGGCGUCCUAGUAUCUUGUUACAUUGUGGUUUGUCUUCAAAGGUUUUAUUUAUACAAAACAAGCAGCUGACUAUCAAUUCAUGAUCGAUUAUAUAGAUCUACUGUCGUGGCAUUUUGAACAUGUAACCGAUAAGCUAUUGUCAAUGAUUGAGUUAUAUAGUGCAUACGUUCUGCACUUGGUUUUAUUGUGGUGUAUUUAAACAGACGUAAAUAAAUCGUAUCUCAACGAUUUCCAUAAUAUUGCACCUGAAGUAGAUGAAUGGAUCAGUGAGAUAUGGGCUUGGGUUUAUGAUUAAUGUUCAAGUAUUGAUUGUCGUAAUGUUCAAGUAUUGAUUGUCGUAAUGUUCAAGUAUUGAUUGUCGUUAUGUUCAAGUAUUGAUUGUCGUAAUGUUCAAGUAUUGAUUGUCGUAUUGGUCAAGUAUUGAUUGUCGUAUUGGUCAAGUAUUGAUUGUCGUAAUGUUCAAGUAUUGAUUGUCGUAUUGGUCAAGUAUUGAUUGUCGUAAUGUUCAAGUAUUGAUUGUCGUAAUGAUAUUAAAGUUCACCCUUUAAAUCAUUAAAACGCUUUAUGCUUGAAGUUUAUUCAUUUCCCAAAGAAAUAUUUCAUCGAGUUUCAUAAGCAUCUGAAGCUUACGGUGGCAAUGAUGUGACAUUCGUGUUAUUAUUCAAUCUCGUUAAAACAAUUUGCGUAUUUGGUUUUAAAGACUAAGUUACUCAUUCAAACGACUGCGUAUUUCGAUAAACGCGACUAACGCAUCUCGCGUCAAUGACAAUCAGACUUGUGUAAUAAUUUCACUCGAAUUACAUACAAGAGCCACACUCCAUCGAUGUUGAUGCGCGGGUAUAUAAGGCGAUUCUAGUAUCAAUUAAACGUGAUACAUAAGACGUUUUUAUAUAAUUGUCCAAGAUCAAAGUUACGUUAUGUACACCGAAAUCGAACUAGAAUGGGUUGAAGGAAAGUUUAAAGCUGCACUCUCACAGAUUGAACGUUUUGACAUUUUUUUUUUUAUUUUUUUUUGUCUUGGAACGAGCCAAUUUUUACAAAAAUCCAUAAAAAAACACAGUUAUAUAAGACUGCUGACAAAAUUCAGAUCACAGAUUUUAUAUUUAAGUACCAAAAAUGAUAUUUUAAGCAUUUUUCUUAACCGUUUAAGCCAUAAUACAUUGAUUUUCGUACCGAAAUAUGAAAAUCUACGAUCUUAUUUUUGUCAGCAAUCUUAUAUCAUUGGUUUGCAGAUAUUUACGCAAAAAGUUGCUCUUUCCAAGACAAAAUAAAAAAGUUGUUAAGAUGGUCAGUCUGUGAAGCAGCUUUAAACGAGAAACCAAGUCGUUUUGACGACAUACGUUAGUUGUUUUAGCGUGUCAUUUUGCAUUUUAACAAGAUAUCUUGGUCGUUUAAACGAAAUACAUAAGUCGUUUAACUUUUUUUAAUCGUUUUGACCAGAUACGUAAGUCGUUUAAACGAGAUACAAAGUUUUUUAACGAAAUACGAAAGUCGUUGUAACGAGAUAAAAAAUAAUACGUUUUGUCACCUGUCUGCCAUCGAAGAAGCUUCUUAAAAAUAUGUUAACUUCCGUUUGAAAUUCCAAUGCGCUGAAUAAAUGAAAGUGGCAAA